Messenger RNA from Blumeria graminis f. sp. triticale, 1209 nucleotides. NCBI's taxonomy places the organism in Eukaryota, Fungi, Ascomycota, Leotiomycetes, Helotiales, Erysiphaceae. The record is from the annotation of a GenBank genome assembly.
CCCUUCCCUGCAUUAGGGUUCUGCUUCUGGGAAUUCGCUUAUUCUGCACCCAUAACCUGCCGUAAUUUGCUGGAUAAUUCACAAUUGGCCGCACCCAAAAUUCUUCGACCGCAUCUCACUCUACUGCAACCUACUCAAAAAAAAAGCUUCUCUCCAGGAGCUUGUGUGGCUUGUUUCCUCACAAACCAACUCCAAAUUGUACACUCGGUAGAAAGGCCUUCCUCAGAGGCGUUUGGAAAGGCUGAUAAGAUGAGUGUCGUUGCAUCUAAGAACCUAUACGAGCUACUCGGAAAUACUCAUGAUGAGGAUUCCGACAGAGAGCCUGAACCACCCGUCAAGGUCAUAGACAAGACACCUGCUAGAACUACCAAGCGCAACGCCCCAGCAGAAGCUCCUUCCACAAAAGUCCCCGAAUCAACUGGGGGGCGGGGUGGCUCUCGUGCGGCACAGGGCAAUGAAGGUGCUUUCCGUGACCGAAACGCUGGUAGCGCUCAGAAUAGAGCAAAGCCGAUUGAUGAGGUUGAACGACAAAGAAAUCGUGGCUCAGGCGAGGGUCGUGGACGUGGUGGACGAAGUGAGCCACGCAAUUUUGAUCGCCACAGUAGGGGCGUUGGGGGUGACUCUGAAAAGCAAGCCAGCCAUGGAUGGGGAGCUAAUGAAGGCAAAGCCGAGCUUGCCGAUGAGCAAGCUGGAGAAGCGCUAGCUAACGCAGAAACAAAAGAUGCCAUGGCUUCAUGGGGUGAAGCAGAAGCCGCAUCCGGCCCCGCAAAUGAUGCUGAGCCCGAGGAAAACAGUAUAUCUUAUGCCGAGUAUCUUAUCCAACAACAAGAAAAGAAAUUGGCUCUUGCUGCAGAAACACCUCAGCUCCGAAAGCCCAAUGAAGGUCGGGAACAGGAUAAGAAAUGGGCUAACGCCAAGCCCAUUUGCAGGGACGAAGAAGAAGAUCUUGUUCCAGGAUCCGGGGGAAAAGCAAAACGUGAACGUGAGCGCAGACAGAAGCAAUUCCUCGAAAUUGAUCAACGUUUCACUGAGGGAUCUGAAAGAGGUCGUGGUGGCGGUGGCCCUCGGGGUGGGCGUGGCCGGGGUGGGCGCGGUGGGCGUGGCGAUGGACCUUCGAGGGCAGGGCGCGGAAAUGGCCAAGGUAAUCCGGAAACCAAUGCUUCUAUCAACACCAAUGAUACGAGCGCCUUCCCCAGCCUUGGGUCGUAG